CAGCAACAACCGCCCGCCUGGAGAGGAAGGCAGCUUCUAGCCUCGUCAUCAGCUACCUCUACCUAUCAACUGUACAACUGAACAUCAACAGCAACAUCACCAACUUGCCCCCCCAUUCACUUGCCGUCAUCCAUCAACCUACCUACACAACCAAACCCACGACGACCUUGCGGCAAACAGCUCCGCCGCCUCUUCCUGCCACGCCCACAACCAGCAGCAGGUCGCCGAUUUCAUUCACGACACCCUCACGAUCCCAUACAUACAUAGCCAUCAACUAAUACCCAAGCCGAAACCAUGCCCGGCUUCGACUUCUCCAACUACAACCGCAAUGCGGCGCUACACGCCCGCGGCGUCCCGCUGCCCAAGGCCACCAGCACAGGAACAACCAUUGUGGGCUGCAUUUACGACGGUGGUGUAGUUAUCGCAGCCGAUACCCGUGCCACGUCCGGUCCCAUCGUCGCCGACAAGAACUGCGAAAAGCUGCACUUCAUCGCCCCCAACAUCUGGUGCGCUGGUGCCGGUACCGCCGCCGACACGGAAUUCACCACGGCCCUGAUCUCCUCCCAGCUGGAGCUGCACUCUUUGUCCACCGGCCGUAAGCCGCGCGUCGUGACGUGCAUGACCAUGCUCAAGCAGCACCUCUUCCGGUACCAAGGCCACAUUGGUGCGUACCUCGUCGUCGCCGGCGUCGACCCGACCGGCACCCACCUUUUCACCGUGCACGCGCACGGUUCCACCGACAAGCUCCCCUACGUGACCAUGGGCUCUGGUUCGCUGGCGGCCAUGUCCGUCUUCGAGACGCAGUGGAAGCCCCAGCUGAACAAGGAGGAGGCCAUGAAGUUGUGCAGCCAAGCGAUCGAGGCGGGUAUCUGGAACGAUUUGGGCUCGGGAAGUAAUGUCGAUUUGGCGGUGAUCACGCCCGAGAAGACGACGCUGCACAGAGGCUUCGUCAAGCCGAACGAGAGGACCCAGAAGCUCAAGAGUUACAAGUUCAAGAGGGGCACGACGGCGGUGCUCAAUGAGAAGGUCAUCAAGAAGGAGGAGAUGGGGAAUUAUAUUAGUGUGGUGGAGCUGGCGGAGGAGACGCCGGCGAGCGGCGACAAGAUGGAGGUUGAUACAUAGAGGGCAGCCGAGGCUGGAUGGAUGAUCAGAACAACUGAGAUAAGCGAUCUGAAGCUUGAUACAUGACCUGUACUACAAGCUUUGGAACGACGCUUCUGUGCAUGACAGCUAGAUAAGCAAGUCGAGACCCCUAAGAUGGGGUAAGAGAUAAUGACAACUAGAACAUAUUUUCCUCUCUUUCGGCGCGGUGAUGACGUCCUGGAUCAGGUAUCAAGUUGCACUUCGUUUUAGCGUUAGCGAGGAUGACUAGCUUCAUGUACCUAGGCAAAUAAACGAAGAGGAACAGAGCAGGACCAUGCCGCUUAGAGUAGCUCACACUAUCUCGGUCCCUGUUCACGUCCUCGGUAAGACGUUCUAGAGAGAAGGCACCUCUUCGCUCGUUAUGGAUUGGAAAUGGUGUUUGCUGUAUGAAAGUCUUCUUCGAUUAUAGAUGUAUAUCAACCAUCCGAAGAAGAAGGGC
This is a messenger RNA of Neurospora crassa OR74A, 1582 nucleotides long. It is a transcript of the gene pcb-2, whose product is annotated as proteasome subunit beta type 7. NCBI's taxonomy places the organism in Eukaryota, Fungi, Ascomycota, Sordariomycetes, Sordariales, Sordariaceae. The record is from RefSeq and is a predicted model, not a curated record. The transcript has 2 exons. Gene Ontology annotation, molecular function: threonine-type endopeptidase activity. Bases 295 to 1122 code for a protein of 275 amino acids. Gene Ontology annotation, cellular component: proteasome core complex.